This is a messenger RNA of Nasonia vitripennis (jewel wasp), 2335 nucleotides long. RefSeq names its product sulfotransferase 1E1. Gene Ontology annotation, cellular component: cytoplasm. The record is from RefSeq and is a predicted model, not a curated record. Bases 925 to 1956 code for a protein of 343 amino acids. Gene Ontology annotation, biological process: sulfation. NCBI's taxonomy places the organism in Eukaryota, Metazoa, Arthropoda, Insecta, Hymenoptera, Pteromalidae. Gene Ontology annotation, molecular function: sulfotransferase activity. The transcript is spliced from 6 exons.
AAAUAUCCAGGUUUAAAAACAUGUAUUAAAAUUGUAUUUAAACUCCCUUUUCUAUUGGGCUCCAAGAAAGUCGUUGAAUUAAUUUCAGCACGCAUGCCAAUAUUGCAAUCUAAAAUGAAAUAAUCAAUUGUUUAGUCUGCGUUUCCAGAAAUACUGAAAAUAUUUUACGUAUCUACAAAAAAAUCUUAAAUCACUUAUCGCGUGUAAAUUGCCACCGAAAAUCGAAGACAGUUUAAGGGUAGCAAACAUCCUGGGAUGGUUUCAAUUUUUCUCCCGCGAUGUAUAUAGCACAUUUUGUCUUAUACGCAUCCCGUUCCAGGUGUGAGAAAAAAAUAUAGUUAGCGACUUGGUAAACGCAUUUCACUGGAUGAAAAAUGCAUCAACAUUUAGCAAUACGUUUGUAUUUCUUGAAAUGUGUACGAAAUUUUUUUAUAUUUUUCAAGACCAAAAGUACGUUGUAUGAAUAAGUAGACGCAAUUUCAAUACGAAUAAUCCAGGUGAAGAAUUGGAAGAGAAAACGUGAAAAAAAGAGUAGUAGUGAGAGAAAGUCGCUGUUGGCCUGAAUACCUUCCGUCAGUAAAAUUCAGCUACUUGACAUUGUCGCAGAUUGACAUUAGGUUUCAAACCGUACGCUUCGGAGGAUCCCGCUACUCGUCGAAAAUCGGAAUUUCGUUUUUAUUCUUUCGAUUAGUGACAAAAUGUACAAUUUGUGAUAUUUCGAGAGUUCCAACAAGCCCUGUACAGUCGAGAGUUGUUAAGUUUUUGAACAGAAAAAGAAAGCAAGUAGUCGGGCUACUUGUAACCUUAAAAAUGUGUAUUGAUCGUUAGAAAAACAUUUGUUACCGCUUUUUUAAAAUUUAUGUAUAAUUGUAGCUGUAAAAACUACGCUGUGAUCGUCGAAUAAAAAAAAACGAAACUUUCAAAAUGUAUCAAGAAAUGCCAGAGUACCGUUUGUUGGAUGCUGGAAAAACUAAAGAAAUGUUAAAAGAUUUUAAAGGCGAACGAACCGGUUGGGUGCAAGUUGGUAAGAAAAAUUGGCUUUUUCCACAUAGGUAUACAGAACAGGGAAAAGGAUUUUUCAACUUUCAAGUCAGAUCAUCGGAUAUUUGGGUCAUGUCCUAUCCACGUUCAGGAACCACAUGGACCCAAGAACUUGUGUGGCUGAUUGCAAACGAUUUGGAUUUCGAUACAGCGAAUUCACGUUUGUUGGCGGAAAGAUUUCCAUUUUUAGAGUUUAGCAUGUUUAACCAUCCAGAAGUGACGAAAGAGUUGUUAGAGAUGAAUAAAGACGAUUUGAAAAAACAAGAAUUGUGUGAAGAAAUUGCAAAACCCGGUUAUGAAGUUCUAGCCAGUUUGCCAUCUCCGCGAUUCAUUAAAUCUCAUUUUCCUUUUAGUUUGUUGCCUAAUCUUUUGAAUAGUGGGUGUAAGAUAAUUUACGUGGCAAGAAAUCCAAAGGACGUUGCCGUGUCAUGGUUCAAGUUGAACCAAGCCUUUAGAACACAAGGAUAUGAAGGAGAUUUCCCAAAAUUUUGGAACUAUUUUCGGAAUGAUUUAACCCCAUGGAGUCCUUACUGGGAACAUUUGAAAGAAGCGUGGGCUAACCGAAAAAAUGAAAAUUUGUUAUUUUUGUUUUACGAAGAACUGCAACAGAAUUUGCCCGAUGUAAUCACAAGAGUUUCAAACUUUUUUGGAAAAAGCUACACCUCCGAUCAAAUAGCAAAAUUGAAAAGUCAUUUGAACAUUCAAAACUUUCGCAACAAUCCAAUGAUUAAUUCGCAAGAAUUAAAAGACUGUGGUAUUAUAAAGCAAGGAUCCGAAUUCAUAAGAAAAGGUGUAAACGGCGGCUGGAGAGAUUAUUUUGAUGAAAAACUCGAAGUUGAAGCGGAUGAAUGGAUUCGAUCGAAUCUUGCAGAUACCAAUCUUGAAUUUCCCCUUAUGAAUAACAAUUGGUUGUAAAAUAAAUCUGUUUUUUGCAUUUUUCACCAAUGGGCAAUUCGAUACACAGAUGAUUAAUAUCAUGAGUUAUUAAUGUACGGUUAUAUCAGCGUGUUUAAUUUUUUUGUAUAAAUGCAGUUUUUAUUUAAAAAAUGUAAUUUUAGUGCACUACGAUUAAUAACAAUUUUAUUUUUACUUUAUAUAAUACUGCAUUUUAUUUUACAAUGAGCGAAUUAGAUAAGCUAUAUUAGCGCAUAGUUCUUUAUUCAUUUUUCAAUUGAUUAUUAUCAGCCCAGCCUAGGAUAAGAUGCUAUUCAAAAAUGUUUCUUUAUUAGAUCUUGAGAGUAAUAUAUUGUAAAAUUGUUGAGAUAUGAAAAAUAGUAAAAUAAAUUAAUUGAAC